Pyrus x bretschneideri (Chinese white pear) is the source of this 1085-nucleotide messenger RNA. RefSeq lists its product as uncharacterized. The record is from RefSeq and is a predicted model, not a curated record. The transcript is spliced from 2 exons. Lineage: Eukaryota; Viridiplantae; Streptophyta; Magnoliopsida; Rosales; Rosaceae. The coding region runs from base 241 to 714 and encodes 157 amino acids.
GUUCUUUAUUCAAAGUCUCUCUCCUCUCUCCUCUCUCUCUCUCUCUCUCUCUCUCCCCCCUCUCUCCCCAGCAAAGAAACCAAUUUCUCACCUUUUUCUUUUCUUUUUUUUCUGCAGGAAAAACCCAUCUCUGAUUUGCUUUGCAAGACUACUGCAACCUCUCUCUGUCUGUGUUUGCAGCACAUUUUGUUCUUGUGCAGUUUGUAAUUGUUGUACUUGCAGCGGGUCAAAUAUUUGAAUAUGUACAAUUUUGGGGAUGAAUUUACUAUAGAAAGCUACAGAAUCCCAUGGCUGGUAUGGAUCCAGGUGAUGGUGAUGGUCUUCCUCCUCAUCCUUCUCUACUGCUUCAGCUUAUUAGUCAUAGAUCUCUCCAAUGAUGACAUCACGACGACCACCACCAAACCUUCAUCUUCCACCAGUCGCUUAGUUUCCGAUGGCACCGCCACCUCCACUACGCUUGUCACCAACAGCCUGCCAAAUUCCCAGGUAGGAGAAAGUAUAAAAGGGGAGAUAGUAACAAGCACAAGUAGAACAAUGAGAAGAGAGGAGAUGGUAGAAUUGGAGGAGGCAUCAGCAGCAGCAGCAACCCACAUAUACUUCCACCCUUGCUACUAUUUUAGGCUGGCAAGAAUUGCAUUUCUCAAAUGUCUAGGGUUUGACUCCACCUCUGAGAGUUCUUCAACCCCACAAAGAGGAAAGACAAAAGAAACUUGACAUGAAUUUUAAUGUAUCUUCAUCUUGUCUGCUCAACUUGAAGCAAACUUCACCAACAGGCAACAGCCGUAGAUAGAACUCACGACGGAGUUGUUUACAGUGUUCUGUACAUCCGAGCAUGUAGGAGCUCUUCCAGAUCAUCGGCAAGUAUCAUUCGUCGGCGCCAAUUUGUUCGCUAAAUUGGAAAUUGGAUUAAGGUUAUUUUUUGACGGAUACAUCUGUAACUCAAAGGAUUUAAGUGAUGGGACAGAACAGUUGUGUUUUAGAGUUUACCUUUGAGCCUCCACUAACAUGAUGUAUAGCUAAUUGUCAUCCAGAUUGUGCUACCAAAUAAUUAAUCUUUUCUAAUUAGAAGUGAACAAAUUCAAGCA